Molecule: messenger RNA, 2559 nt
Organism: Penicillium soppii
Lineage: Eukaryota; Fungi; Ascomycota; Eurotiomycetes; Eurotiales; Aspergillaceae
Product: SUMO ligase MMS21
Exons: 2
Coding region: 1-2559 (852 amino acids)
Biological process (GO): double-strand break repair via homologous recombination; protein sumoylation
Cellular component (GO): Smc5-Smc6 complex; nucleus
Molecular function (GO): zinc ion binding; SUMO ligase activity
Source: RefSeq, a predicted model, not a curated record
AUGUCGGCCACACCCAGCCGUCGGCGCAUGGGACCCUCCCAGUCCCACCCGUCAACGCAGUCACCGUCAACAUCACGCAGACAGCCCUCAUCCCGCUCAUACACAUACCAACCCCCCGAGGCACCGCUGACAUUAGAAGGCCAGCGCCAGCUCACAUCCCUUCUUCAAUCAAGCCACCUUCGCAACAUCCGAACCCACCUUCAGCAUGCUACUGAGAAACUCGCUCAAUCCGGCGGCGAAGUCAAUGAGCGCCUCGCAGAUGCCCGCACGCGCUACGAGAAAGACAAAGAGCGCAGACGACGACAAGGCGGUGGGGAUGUAGAAGAAGGCGAAAGUGACCCUGAGUACCAACGCCUCGCCAAGGCAGAAACCAAAGUGGAAGCUAUCACCGCGCAGUUAGAAGAACAGACACGAUCAAUUGUUGAUGCCGAGGUUCGGUUAGAAACCUUGACAAAUGCGAUAGGAGAGCUUGAGAGAGUGGAGGGCGAGGCUGUUACCGCUGCGAUGGGAACGAGGCAGACUCGAGCCCAGCGAUUGAGACAGAUGGCCACUGACGGCGAAGGUGACGAUGAUUCCAAUGACCAUGACUAUGAAGACGCGCAAGAGAGGGAGGCCGCGCAGCGUAACGCGCAACAUCCGCCCAGUCGCCGGCUAGGCGAACAGGUGGCCGAAGAGGUUGAAAAGUGGAAUGAGCUGUCUUUGACAGAAAGAUACGCUAAACACAACUCCUACAUCGGCUUCUUCCGUAUGGUUCACGACUCCAAAUUCCCCAGCGACGACGUGCCCCCACUUCCCCACUCAUCAACGUGGUUUGAGCACCUAGAAGAGCCAGCCGAUGCAGGCACGGGGGCUUCCACCCGCGUGCGCAACCAGAACCGGGCACCAUCAGAAGACGACGAUAUUGCCAUUGCGCGCGAACGCGUGUCCCUCAAGUGCCCACUUACUCUCAUGACUUACGUUGAUCCUGUGACAAGCACCAAAUGCCCACACAGUUUCGAGCGGAAUGCGAUUAUGGACAUGAUCAGUAACAGUCGCACCACUGUUGCGCCUCCGGCAUCUCGCAGAGGCCAGCGCCGCGUUCAUUUUGUCAAAUGCCCCGUCUGCUCUACACCUCUGUCUGCUGAUGACCUACGACCUGAUCCCGUUCUACUACGAAAGGUCCGCCGCGCCCAGGAGCUUGAAGAGCGUGAAGAUGAGGACGACCACCUUGAAGGUGGUCGGAAGAACAAGGAUCGCAAUGUAGGCAUUGAGCUUGGUAGCGAUGAAGAUAGCGAUGGUGAUGCUAUGGAUGUCGAUGCCCAUCUUGCUUCACAGCGGAUCAAAGCGGAACCGCUGAGUCAAGCUGCUCCUAUUCGAAUUGACGAUGAAGGCGAAGACGAAGACGAGGAAGGGGAAGGUGAAGAGGAAGAGGAAGAGGAAGAGGAAGAGGAAGAGGAAGAGGAAGAGGAAGAGGAAGAGGAAGAGGAAGAGGAAGAGGAAGAGGAAGAAGAAACAAGAAUUGACGAGGAUGUGGGAGUCGGGAAUGAGGAUGAGGGGGACUAUGAAGAGGUAAGCGACGAAGAGCUAGUUGACAAAGAGUCAGUGGAAAGCAGUCCAGCCGAGGGCUCAGAGGGUAACAGCCUAGUCGAGGAGCCAGUCGAGGAGCCGAUUGAAACGCCAGUUGAAGAACCAGUUGAAGAGCAUCUCAAAGGACCAUCUGAAGAUCCACUCGACGAAGCACUAGUCGAGGAUUCACCGGAGGAACCAGUUGAGGAUUCAGUCGACGAAAGCUCCCUCGACAGCUCCUUCGACCAGCUCCUCGACGAAGCUUCACUCGACCAAGAGCUUUUCGAUGAAGCUCCCCUCGAUGAAGCGCUAUCUACGGGAGUUCCAGUCGAGAAAGGUCCUCUUGAACAGUCCUUGCGCGAAGACGCCCUCGACGAUGCACCCCUCGAUGCAGUCGAGGAGCUUGUCGAGGAAGAUUCCUUUGAACAGCCCCUCAACGAAGCGUCACUUGAUCAAGUACCAGCCGAGGAGCUAGUCCAGGAGGGGUCCCUUGGAGAGCCCCCUGACCAAGUGCCAUUCCACAAUGAGUCCCUCGACACUGCACCACUUGACGAAGAGCCAAUUGAAGAGCAUCUAAUUGAGGAACAACAAGUUGAGGAAGAGAAAGAGAGGAUAGGGCUAAUUCAAAAUGAGGAAAAACAGGCCGAGGAAGAGCACACUGGGUUGGUUCAAGCGCAGAGCGAGGUAAGUGAGGAAGAGCCCGAAGAAGAGAAGGUCAAAGAAGAGCAGACAGGGCUGAUCCAGGAUGAGGAAGAGCAGGCCCAGGGAGAAGAGACAGGAGUAACUCAAGACAGGAGGAGGGACGAGGCAAGUGUUGAACACCAAGUGGAGGAAGAACAGACACUGAUCACAGAUGAGGAAGAGCAGGCGGGGGAAGAACCAAGUGAUGAGGGAAGCGAGAGCGAGGAAGAUGGUGAUGGAACUUCAACCUCGGGAAAUUCUGACGAUUCAGAGGUUGCACUCAAGGAAGAGGAUCAGGAGAUGGAUUCUGAGGGAGACAGUGAGAGUGAUUGA